Messenger RNA from Anoplopoma fimbria (sablefish), 3537 nucleotides. It is a transcript of the gene arhgef16, whose product is annotated as Rho guanine nucleotide exchange factor (GEF) 16. The record is from RefSeq and is a predicted model, not a curated record. Gene Ontology annotation, molecular function: protein binding; guanyl-nucleotide exchange factor activity. Gene Ontology annotation, biological process: activation of GTPase activity. Lineage: Eukaryota; Metazoa; Chordata; Actinopteri; Perciformes; Anoplopomatidae.
AGGCAAACAGAGGAGGAAGUGAGAGGAGAAGAAGAAAAGUAGAGAGGAGGAGGAGCAGAGGAGCAGGAGCGCGUCUGCUGCUGGACUCACCUUUACUCACCUUUACGCACCUUUACUCACCUUUACUCACCUUUACUCACCUUUACUCACCUUUACGCACCUUUACGCACCUUUACGCACCUUUACGCACCUUUACGCACCGGCCAGCUCUCUGGAAACGAGGCUGUCGUUUAAGAAGAAGACUGGUGUUUGUGUCAGGCCACCUCACCUCUCACAGACUCGUUUGAUGUUGUAGGUGCUGAAGAUCUCAGUAGACCGGGCCGAGGUGACGCUGGGAGGACACCAUGUCCCGAAGCCAGUUGGACAGCCACAGGGGCGACCAGGCCCCUCUAGCUCUGGAGAGCCACUUCUCCACAGAACUCCACAUAUCUGAGCCUGGCGAUGACUGCUGCCAGCCACAAACCCCCACAACCCAAUCUGAAACAUCCACACCCCAGGAAGACGUCGUAGGCAGCCUGGUUGUACCUCAACGGGUAGUGUUGAGCACCCAGAGUCCUGCAGCCCGGAAGGUUGGCACCAACCAGCUCAUUCCCAAGAAUUUAGCCAGCCGGCAUAAAAUCCGCCACCACACCACCGUGGUGACGUUCCCAGUGGGACUUGAGAACUCCAGCAGUGGGACCCGGAGCCGUCACUCAACCCAGGGGCCAGAUGUGUCCUGGGAGGAUUAUGACAGUGAUGGAGACGGUUUUGCUUUGAGGAGGAACCGCAGGAACAAGUCAUACAGAGCGGCUGUGACCAGCCUGGACAUUGAAGCCAUGGCGUCGGGACGAGGGGCCACGCUGAAACCUGUCGGAGAGGACAGAGCAGCCAGUCCUGGUCCAGCUCGCAGCCCUGGGCGCAAGCGAACCCUGGGGAGAAAGAGGAACCAGAAUCAGCGUGGGUCCUUCAAAGAUGCUACACCGCGCCUCUACCAGGAGAUCCGUGAGCGAGGGCUGCACUCCACCAACCAGGAUGAGCUGCUGGACGACUUUGUGGUGGUGGAGACUCCCGUGGAGGACCAGGGCAUCGUGGUGAAGAGCUACCGGCCGGCACAGCUCACUUGGAGCCAGCUACCACAGGUGAAAGACACAGGUAUCCUGACAUUGAUCUCACCGAAGGAGAGAAAGAGACAAGAGGCCAUUUUUGAGAUCAUCACAUCGGAGCACUCGUACCUGCACAGCCUGGGCAUCCUGGUGCGUCACUUCAAGAGCAGCGAAGCUCUGAAGAAAACAAUGACGGCCACAGAGUACCAUCACCUCUUCUCCAACAUCUCUGUCAUUCAGCAGGUCAGCAAACGGUUUUUUGAGGACCUUGAACGGCGUCACUAUGACAACCCGGUGAUUCGGGACAUUAGCGAUAUUGUUCAGAACCACGCUGCCCACCACUUUGAGCCCUACAUUGUCUACUGCUCCAACGAGACGUUCCAGCAGAGGACGCUGCAGAAGCUGCUGACCAGUAACACUGCGUUCAAAGAGAGCCUGAAGCAGAUUGAAGGGAGCAGUGAAUGUGGAGGCCUGCCCAUGAUCUCUUUCCUGAUCCUUCCCAUGCAGAGAGUCACCAGACUGCCACUGCUGCUGGAUACAAUCUGCCAGAAAACUCCAGAUAAGACAGCGGAGUACUUUGCUGCUGUUUGGGCACUGCACGCCAUCAGCAAGGUGGUCACUAGCUGCAAUGAUGGUGCUCAGCGGAUGGAGAGGACGGAGCAGAUGUACACCAUCCAGAAACAGAUGGAUUUUGGUAAAAUCAAGCCGUUUCCUCUGGUGUCGUCGUCGCGGUGGCUGAUCAAGCGUGGUGAGCUGGCCUUCAGCCCCGAGGAGCUGAGCAUCUGGAGGGCUUUCAGCCACAGGAGCUACUACCUGUUUCUCUUCAACGACGUACUGAUCGUCACCAAGAAGAAGAGUGAGGAGAGCUUUGUGGUGAUGGACUACGCCACUCUGGAGAAUGUGGAGGUGGAGGUCGGCGAUGAUGCAGAAGGACGGACGUCUUCGCCUGUUAAGAACAGCUACUAUCUUUCCUUCAAGCUGCUGAUGAGCAAGAACAGUGAAGGGAAAGCGGAACAGAUCUGCCUGGUGGCCGAGUCCAGGGUGGACCGGGCACGCUGGAUAGUUGCUCUGACUGAACACAAGCAGGCAGGAGUCUCUACGUGUAAAGAUGGUCUUCCACAGUACGAGGCCACCAAAGCCUACAUGCCAAAAGAACCAGAUGAGUUGGGGCUGCAACAGGCUGAGCUUGUCAUCGUGCUGCAGAAAGAGGAAGCCUGGUGCUAUGGGGAGAGGAUGCGAGAUGGAGAGAGAGGCUGGUUUCCUGCUACCUGUGCCACAGAGAUCACCAACCCCACGGCCAUCGAGAACAACAUGCAACGCAUGAAGCGCCUGCGCAAAGAGACCAACGUUUGAGUGACUCAGUGUACAGGGGGUGGACAAAAUAACAAAAACAGCCUCCGGUAAAUUGGUGACACUCACGUUCAGUGUUUGUUGAGACUACAUUGCUUGUGUAUCAAAGUGAACACACUGAUAGGAUACGUAAUGCUGUCACUGUAUCCCAGAAGUCUAAGAUCAUAUCAAAUGUGACCACGAGGUUCCUGGGUUGAAUCCAGCAAUUGUGCAUGUUUUAUGUUACUCUCUAAUGUCAAACUAUCCACACCAAUUUUAAAACAUUACCGUAAAUCAACAGUUAUAUCUCCAACACUUUAUUGCAGAGCGAUUGUCCAUACAGGUGUUUUUGUCCACCUUCUAUGUUUAGCCAAUAAAGGAAUGGACAUUUGCAAUGGCAGGACUUACUGGACAACAGUGGCAGACCACUUCACUUUCACAGCAUUAUGUUGUUGCUGUACAUGCAUUUGGUUGGAAUGUAAAUUGAGACUUACUUGCUGUAGGAAAGAAUGUGCCUCAGGCCUAGGUUUGAAUACAAAAUCUAAGAGCUACAAGGUUGAAUUAUUUUGUAUACACUGUUUUAAAUGUGUUGCCUACAUAUUGAUUUCUUGAGACCUAAACCAAGCUUAAGAUGCAGAACUUGAUAUAGUGCUAAAUAUUGGUUGCAUUUAUUGUUGUAUCCAUUGUGUUAGUGUCAUUUCAAGAUGCUGCAUAUGGUUUCUUUGUCAUCCUGUUGUAAAAUAAAUGAAGAAAUGUGACCACAGUUUUGGCAAAACAUUUACCAUUAUAAAUGCUGUUCAUGACACUUAUCGUUGAAUUUGACUGCAGUAUACAAGGUUAUAUUUGUCAUUUUUAAGAGCCCAUAUACUUGAAAUAGAAAUAGAAAGCAACCACUCAAGACAUUUCACCUGGUUUCUGGACUUUUAUUUGAGCUUGCAUUUUGUUAAAAUGUUUGAAUACAUAAAAAGUUAUUUAAAAAUGUCAAACUGACCAGUUAUCAAAUUCCAUUUUUUCUUUAAAAACCAUUUGGUGUAAAAACUUAGGACAGAUUUAGAAAAACAUUUGUUGUUUCCCCAAAACGUUUGUAGCUGUCACAUAAAAAUAAUGGAAAAAAAAAACAAGUCUG